Messenger RNA from Fusarium sp. VM40, 471 nucleotides. Lineage: Eukaryota; Fungi; Ascomycota; Sordariomycetes; Hypocreales; Nectriaceae. The record is from the annotation of a GenBank genome assembly.
AUGGAUCCCGUUGGUCAGCAACAACAGGCUCAGGGUGAGCAGGUUGAACUCAAUGGCUUUGGCAAAUUUACGGCCCAAUUCCUCCAGUACGGAGCCAAUGCCUCCAACAACAUUUCAACUGCCUUCGACAGUAUGGACACAAAAGCAUGGAUUCGUCUCACCGUCAUUGUUGGUGGUUACAUGCUCCUUCGCCCCCUUGCUCUAAAGUUCAUCACCAAGGGAGCUGUCCAAAAGAUGGAGGAUGCGGAUGAGCAAGAAAAGCGCAAGGCGCAGAUUUCUCCCAACGAGCUUCGUGGAUUGGCUGAGGAGGAGCCCGAUAUUGAUGCGGCGGGCGACGGUACUGGUGCUGAUUGGGGUCAGAAAGCCAGAGUGAGGCAGAGGACCAUGUUGAAGGACAUGCUUGAGGCUGAGGAGCGACGGAGAGAAGAGGAGGAGGAUGACAAGGACAUUGCAGACCUCCUCGAGGACUAA